Molecule: messenger RNA, 915 nt
Organism: Pipra filicauda (Wire-tailed manakin)
Lineage: Eukaryota; Metazoa; Chordata; Aves; Passeriformes; Pipridae
Gene: PAFAH1B2
Product: platelet activating factor acetylhydrolase 1b catalytic subunit 2
Exons: 6
Coding region: 76-804 (242 amino acids)
Source: RefSeq, a predicted model, not a curated record
CGCGCGGGGCGGAAGCGGAAGCGGCGGCGCGGGCGGCGCAGGCGCGCGGGGCCGAGCGCAGGGGACGCGCCCGCCAUGGAGUCGCGGGGGAAGGAGCCGCAGCCGCCGAACAGGAUGGGCAUGGGGGACUCCAACCCGGCAGCAGUGCCACAUGCCGCUGAGGACAUCCAGGGGGAUGACAGGUGGAUGUCACAGCACAAUCGGUUUGUCCUGGACUGCAAAGACAAGGAGCCCGACGUGCUCUUCGUGGGGGACUCCAUGGUGCAGUUGCUACAGCAGUACGAGAUAUGGCGAGAGCUCUUCUCACCACUCCAUGCACUGAAUUUUGGGAUUGGUGGAGACACCACGGGACAUGUUCUAUGGAGACUGAAGAACGGUGAACUGGAGAACAUUAAACCCAAGGUCAUUGUUGUUUGGGUUGGAACAAAUAAUCAUGAAAACACAGCAGAAGAAGUAGCAGGGGGGAUCGAGGCCAUCGUGCGCCUGAUAAACACCCAGCAGCCACAGGCCAAAGUCAUUGUACUGGGUCUGCUACCUCGUGGAGAGAAGCCAAACCCGCUGCGGCAGAAGAACGCCAAGGUGAACAACCUGCUCAAAGCCUCGCUCCCCAAGCUGCCCAACGUCCAGCUGCUGGACGUGGACGUGGGCUUCGUGCACUCGGAUGGCACCAUCUCCUACCACGACAUGUUCGAUUUCCUGCACCUGACGGGCGGGGGGUACGCCAAGGUCUGCAAGCCCCUCCACGAACUGAUCAUGCAGCUGCUGGAGGAGACCCCCGAGGAGAAACGAGCUGCCCUGGCCUGAGCCACUGAUGUCGGCGCCGAGAGCAUCAUCCAGCCCAUCAGAUCAGUUCUGUCACUGGCACUACAGAAUCCUUCUUUCUUAAAGCACUUUCCAUUAUAGAAUGUUACCGGA